AUGAAGCUGCUGCUGCAGCGCCAACAGCUCCAGAGACUCCGGAGUCAGUCGAAGCAGCAGCUGCUGCUCCGUCAGCAGCAGCAGCAGAGGAGAGCCCACAGGAAGCAAAAGCAGCAGCAGCACCAUCAGCAGCUGCUGCUGCAGCAGAAGAAGCGUAGAAGUUCUACGGCUAUUCACUUUUCUAUAGAAGCAGCAGCAGCAGCGACGGCAAUGCCCGAAGCAGCAGCAGCAGCAACAGCAGCAGCAGCAACAGCAGCAGCAGCAACAGCAGCAGCAGCAACAGCAGCAGCAGCAGCAGCGCAGACGGAGACUGUUGCCUCAGCAGUCACUAGUGCCACUAACGCAGCGCAUGACUAUCGCCGUGUUGAGAAUCGCAUUUGCUUCAGCUGCUGCAGCUGCUGCAGCAGCAGCAGCCGCAGUUGCAAGGUUGCUGCAGCAGCUGCUGCAGCAGCCGCUGCAGCAGAAGGGCUGGCUGGGGCGCCGCAACAGUUCAAAAGUCUUUAA
This is a messenger RNA of Eimeria tenella, 504 nucleotides long. RefSeq lists its product as uncharacterized. The transcript has a single exon. The record is from RefSeq and is a predicted model, not a curated record. Bases 1 to 504 code for a protein of 167 amino acids. NCBI's taxonomy places the organism in Eukaryota, Apicomplexa, Conoidasida, Eucoccidiorida, Eimeriidae.